This is a messenger RNA of Morus notabilis, 1336 nucleotides long. Its product is annotated as NAC domain-containing protein 19. NCBI's taxonomy places the organism in Eukaryota, Viridiplantae, Streptophyta, Magnoliopsida, Rosales, Moraceae. Gene Ontology annotation, biological process: regulation of DNA-templated transcription. The transcript is spliced from 4 exons. The coding region runs from base 9 to 788 and encodes 259 amino acids. Gene Ontology annotation, molecular function: DNA binding. The record is from RefSeq and is a predicted model, not a curated record.
UCUCAUCAAUGGGAGAUGCCAAUGCGACGUCGUUUCCUCUUCCGCCGGGCGUCCGGUUCCACCCCUCGGACGAGGAGCUGCUCCGCCACUACCUGAGCGGGAAGAACGCGGAGCCCGGCGGCGCGAGGGCCGAGGGCAACAACCUGAUCGGAGAGCUUGACUUGUACGGCUACGAUCCUUUCGAGCUUCCGAACAGCGCGUGCUACGCGUACGGCUGCGGAGGGAAGAAGAGGCACUGGUUCUGCUACACUGGCGGUGGGGCGGUGAGGGAGAGGGGAGGGAAGAGGAGGGCGAGGAGCGGGUUCUGGAGGAGGAAGGGAAGGAUGAGGAUUGUCAUGGGGCAAGGAGGGAGGGGAGACCUUGGGACCAGGACCAAAUUCGUGUUUUAUUUGGGGAAUUCGGCCAAGACGGCCUUCAGGACCAAUUGGGUUUUGUAUGAGUAUGCCCCUAUUGAUCAUCUUAAGGCUUCUUUUGUCCUGUGCCGAGUGUUCAACAAAUCUUGUCCUAGAAAUAGCAUAUCAGAGAAUGGUUUAGUUUCUUGUGCUGAAGAAAGUUUUUCGGCUGUGCGCCACAUUGGAAUUCAGCAUGAUGGAGACAACAUUUCUAGUAGGAACGAUGACAUUGAGGUAGAUGAUCAGAUUGCGACUAGGCCAGCUCCCAUGGCAAGCAUUCAAGUUCCUCUAUGCAGUGAGCCUAAUACGCAGAUGAAUAUCGAUGCUUUUACAGAUGACCAUUUACUUGCCAUUCUAAAUGAAGAUUUCUUGGAGUUGGAUGAUCUCAACCGUUGAUUAUCCAAGAUUAUUAGACAAACAUGGAAGUGGCUGAAUCUUUAAAAAUGUGAAUAUUGCUGAUGAUGCUUAAUUUUCAGUUGAAACUAUUAGUCGGAGAAUGGGUUCUACAUACCCAACACAGGAAGAGAGAGUUUUCAUAUGCUGAAGAAUCCUUUAAUUUUUUUAGGAAAGUUAAUGGGAAUCACAUAGUAUCAGUUAUGAGGUUGAGAGAGAUAUAAUGGCAGAAUCAAUUUUCUUGUAAAGAUUCGGUCUUUGCCUUCUGAAGGCAAAUGCUCUGUGGAUAGAAGAAACAAUAAUGUGUUAGAUGAUGGUCAAUCCAAUCUGGAAUCUGUUAGUAUCUGCUACUUCACUGGCCUUUGCAAGCUGCCUUUUUCCUUCAAUGGUGGAGUUCUUAUUUAUUUGCACACCAACGGAAAAGUUUGGUUUUUCCGUUUCUUUUGGUGCAUUCCCUUAACAAGGGCUAUUCCCCUCAUUGAUAUUUGUAAUCUCUCUUAGCUUGCUAGUUGCAGAGAUUGAUUAAAAUAUUUAGUAAUAUCAAAUAUGGA